Vollenhovia emeryi is the source of this 5753-nucleotide messenger RNA. RefSeq names its product probable phospholipid-transporting ATPase VD. Gene Ontology annotation, molecular function: magnesium ion binding; ATP binding; ATPase-coupled intramembrane lipid carrier activity. NCBI's taxonomy places the organism in Eukaryota, Metazoa, Arthropoda, Insecta, Hymenoptera, Formicidae. Gene Ontology annotation, biological process: phospholipid translocation. Bases 139 to 4893 code for a protein of 1584 amino acids. The transcript is spliced from 18 exons. The record is from RefSeq and is a predicted model, not a curated record. Gene Ontology annotation, cellular component: plasma membrane.
UGCGAAUGGAGUUAUGCUUUUCAGAACGUCUGGCGGGCACAAACAUCGGCCCAUUCUGAUUACGGGCAGUUCGGUCUCCUUAUACAUUCUCCAUGCUCUCUGGCAUUAAUAUUUCUCUUCGAUCUCGCGCGUCGCCAGAUGUCGACGGCAUCACCGGGCAAGCCGCGCGCGAAUUCCGCGCUCACCUCCGCGGCGUGCUGGUCGGUCUGUCAGUCGGUUCGAGCCGUCGAGCGCGAGACGUUAGUACAUUCACGACGACUGGGUGGACUGGAUACUCUCGUCGGUCGUCGGGACCGUCGAGCGUGUCGGAGCAACGUCUGGCAACGCGCUCGCGCUUAUCAGCCGCGGCGAAUCGGCCGCGAUAACGCGCUCGCGGUGAAAACGUCGAGAUGUGCCAGCAUGUCCGAGGACGACGCGCAGGAAGCAGCCAGCGAGGAGAUCGAGAGACAGGGGUCUCUCUAUGUGUUCCCGGGCGCGGGCCGCCCGAGCUGCGCGACGACGUCGUCGUCGUCGUCGUCGAUCUCGACGACGCCCCUCCAGCCGGCUUCGCUGUCGUUCCUCCACGGUGGCUCGACCACUGCGAGCACGACGAUGACGACCAGCGUCACGACGACGAUGACGAGCACGUCGAAAAACAGCAACGGCGACGAGGACGAGGACGCGGUAGAGGAGGUCAACUCGCCGGCCAGGAGGACAGCCUUCCCGAGAACGCACACGAGAUCGGCGAGCCACGGCGGCGUCCUGGCGGAUGGCACGACCGGAUGGCAGACCUACGGCUCCAUCCUGGGUCCGUUGACGGCGGUGGGAAGCGCCACGUCCGCUGGUCGGCCGUCGGCGUUGAAGAAGCCCGGUCACCAGAGAGCCUUCAGCCAGGGUCAGGUAGCGGACGUGACGCAAUCAGCCGUAACGGGCCACCACCGUGUCGGCUCCAGAACGGACUUUAUCCUGCCGCCGGGCCACAGGGAGGACGGCAGGCCGCCCACUGCCGGCAGGAUGCCUUCCUUUCGCGGCCAUUCCCGUCAAGCGUCCAGAUCGGAGUCUAUCUAUACGAUAAGACGUAGCGUCGCGCCCCCGUGGUGGAGGAGACUAUGGGCCCAUUGUUUCGGCCCGCUGCCAGAGGAACCCCGUUUAAGGACAAUAGUGCCGAAUCACUUGGUCCCGCCGAAGACUCCGAAGAGUCAGCAUCCCAACGGGGACAGGAUGGACAACAGGGUACGCACAACCAAGUACACGGCGCUGAGCUUCCUACCUCGUAACCUGCUGGAGCAGUUCCACCGCGUGGCCAAUCUGUACUUCAUCUUCAUCGUGCUGCUCAACUGGGUGCCGGCUAUCAACGCGUUCGGCAAGGAGGUCGCGAUGAUCCCCGUGGUGUUCGUUCUGGGUGUCACGGCGCUUAAGGACUUCUUCGAAGAUCGCCGGCGACUCGCCAGUGACCGGCGUGUGAACAAUUCCACCUGCCGCGUCUACGUUAGCGAGGGCGACAGAUAUAUGAAGGUGGCGUGGAAAGAUGUCAAGGUGGGUGAUCUGGUUCACCUCUCGAACAACGAACUGGUACCGGCCGAUCUCUUGCUGCUGCGGAGUAGCGAUCCUCAGGGAUUAGCUUACCUCGAUACAUGCAACCUCGACGGCGAGUCGAAUCUCAAGCAACGCCAGGUUGUCCGGGGUUUUCUCGAUCUGCAGGAUACCUUUCAGCCUUCCAAGUUCCGAUCGGUAGUCGAGGUCGAUCAGCCAAGUACUAGAAUAUAUAGGUUUCACGGCGCCGUGGUGCACCCGAGCGGCGGCAGGGUGCCCGUGUCCACGGAAAACCUUCUACUCAGGGAAUGCGUGUUGAAGAACACCGACUUCGUCGAGGGCAUAGUCAUAUACGCCGGCCACGAGACCAAGGCGUUGCUGAAUAACGGUGGACCCAGGUACAAGCGUUCUCGUCUGGAGAGAUACAUGAACAGGGACGUCAAGUGGUGCGUGGUGAUACUGAUGGUACUGUGCGUCAUCGGCGCGUUCGGCUGCCGAUUCUGGCUGUCCACGUACACGGGUCUGUCGAUGGUGCCGUUUCUGCCGGUGAUGCAGGAGCCGAUCUACGAGAGCCUACUGACCUUCCUGACGUUCGUCAUAAUAUUCCAAGUGAUGAUACCGCUCAGCCUGUACGUGACGAUCGAGAUGGCCAAGGUGGGACAGGUGUACCACAUCGGCCACGACCCGGCCCUCCACGACACGGAAACCGGCCGUAAGGCGGAGUGCCGCGCGCUGAAUAUCACGGAGGAACUAGGCCAAGUACAGUACGUCUUUUCCGACAAGACCGGCACCCUUACGGAGAACAAAAUGCUAUUUAGGAGAUGCGCGGUAGGCGGCCAGGAUUAUUCGCACAUGGGCGACAACGAGAAUCUACUUCCCUGCUCGCGGCUUAAAGAGGACCUGCUCAUAGGUACAUUUCGACAUCGCUUACAGGAGUUUCUUAUUGUCUUAGCCACGUGUAACACGGUUGUCGUAAAUUCUCAACCGCAUCACGAUAUUAUGAACUCUAGCGGGGUCAUCGAGGAACCUCAAAAAAAUGGAACUGGCCCUACGAGAAUAAUGGAAAGGGACGCGAGCUCAUUCCCGACGGUGAAUUCGCCACCAGUACCGCUGUCCCCGAGCACCAGAGCUGUUCGCACCUUGUCACCAGUGUCGCCAGUAAUUAGCACGGCCAAUACGUUCGACGAUACUCCGAAAUUCCCGUUUAAAAUCUCCAGGCCAAAGUUGCUGAACGUAACGUCGAUACCGAGCCUGGGCAUCGGGCUGCUGGGACGGAAACCAUCGCCGGAGGGACCGAAGGGACGUAGCCCGGACGCGGCGAAGAACGGCGACGAGUUGCUGCAGACCCCGGCGAUCUACGAGGCGGAGAGCCCGGACGAGCUGGCGCUGGUUCACGCGGCGCGCGCUUACGACGUCAAGCUGGUGAAACGCACGCCCCGUAGCGCGAUCGUGUCCUUCCCGGACAAGUCGACGCUCGCGUUCGAGAUACUUCACGUACUGCCGUUUGACUCCAACAGGAAGUGCAUGUCGGUGCUGCUCAGGCAUCCACACACCGGCGAGAUAGUGCUGUACAGCAAGGGCGCCGACACGACGAUGCUGCCGGCGCUCACGUCGAGCGACGAGAACACCGUCGCCUCGGCGAGUAUCCGACAGUACUUGCAGUCGUACGCGCGUCAGGGUCUGCGCACGCUGGUGAUGGCGAAGAAAACGCUGACGGCGCAGGAGUACGAGAUCUGGCGGCAGAAGCACGACGAGGCGGAGCUGGCGACGGAGAAUCGCGAACGUCGCAUACGCGACUCAUACGCGAUGCUGGAGUCGCACUUGACGUUGCUGGGUGUGACCGGUAUCGAGGACAAGCUACAAGCCGGAGUGCCCGAGACAAUGGCCGCCCUGGUCGCCGCCGGGAUCGUCGUGUGGGUUCUGACAGGGGACAAACCGGAGACCGCGGUGAACGUGGCGUACUCGGCGCAGCUCUUCUCGCCCGCCAUGCAGCUGUUGCAGCUGCAGGCGAGAUCGAAAUCUGUCGCCGAGACGCUGAUACACGGCUACCUGGAGUCAGCGCGCAAGGAGAGCGUCAACCCCGACCUUUCGCGGCCGGAAAUGAUGGACAUCGCGGAUCCCGCCGGCAUGUACAACCACCACUCCGCCGAGAGAGACGCGCACAGGAUUGGCAGCCCGUGGCCGCGGCAACGGGCGCUCGUCGUCGACGGCAAAACGUUGACUGUGAUCAUGGAUCCGCGAUCGGGCCUGACCGGCCCGUUCCUCGAGCUCACGAAAAUGUGCUCUAGCGUCUUGGCCUGCCGCGCCACGCCGUUGCAAAAGGCAUACAUAGUCCGCAUCGUUAAGAAGCAAUUGGGAAUGAGAACGCUGGCGAUUGGCGACGGCGCGAACGACGUUAGCAUGAUACAGACGGCCGACGUGGGUGUCGGUAUCUCGGGGCAAGAAGGCACGCAAGCGGUGAUGGCAGCGGAUUUCGCAAUUUCCCGAUUUUCCAUGCUCAGCCGGCUCCUUCUUCUACACGGCCACUGGUGUUACGAUCGUCUCGCCAGAAUGAUUUUAUAUUUCUUUUACAAGAACGCCACCUUUGUCUUCCUCAUAUUCUGGUUUCAACUGUUUUGCGGCUUUUCCGGUGCCGUGAUGAUAGACCAAAUAUAUUUAAUGCUGUACAACUUGCUGUUCACCUCGCUGCCACCUCUCGCCUUAGGUAUUUACGAUCGAGUCGCCAAGGCUCGCGUGUUACUUGCAGCCCCGGAAUUAUAUACGAGGGGACGCCUGGGACUAGUGUAUCAGUCGCAUUCGUUUUGGCUCACAAUCGUCGACGCUCUUUACCAAAGUAUCGUCAUAUUUUUUAUUACCAAAGAGGUUUACGACGAUUCGAUUAUCGACAUAUGGGAAUUCGGGACGACUAUCAUGUCAACGUGCAUCGUCGUUAUGCUAGCUUAUGCUGCUAUAGAAACUAGAUCUUGGACUAUAAUCCACGUUGGUGCCAUCUUCGGUUCUUUCGGCAUUUUCUUCGGAUUUUGCUUGUUUUACAAUGCCGUCUGCGUCAAUUGCAUGGGCCUACCCGGGUCCUUCUGGGUGAUGGAAAUGGCCUUCACACAUGUUACAUACUGGUUGACAGUGGGACUUACUUCUGUUCUUGCCUUAAUGCCCAGAUUAGUGUACAAAGCGAUACAGUCCACUAUCGCGCCAGACCCUAUGCACGUUGUCUCGCGGCGGAUCGCCGCGAAAAGUGAUAGUCAAGUUCGUCGGCAGCGUAUUAGCAGUCGAAGAGGCGAAGUCAACUUCAUCGCCGGAUGGUCGCGCUCCUCGCAACAUGCCACUAUCAGACCCGGCAGCUACGGAAGUAAAAGCAACGCUCUCACGACUAUCGUCGCGUGACAGACACAAUCAGAUAGAGAUGAAGCGCGCCCAUCUCAUUACGUGGAAAACCAAUCGACCAAUCGCCGAAAACUGGGGAACAACUUUUCGCUGUUGCGAUUCUCGAAAGUGUUCCUUCACCGAGAGGAGAAUCUUCUCAUCUCCGAAAGCCGUUUUACGCUGACAAUCCUGUCUCAUAACCGACUGUAUUAAUUAUUUCUGGUUGACGAUUCCCCUAGCCCUCUGUAGAUCGUAGCUCUAAUGACGUAGAUACGAGAGGAAAGCUAGUUAAUGGUCGGCGCUAUCGGGCGUGAAAAACCGCGCUCGUUACUACCGACUCAUGCAAUGUAAAUUAUUAUAUAGAACGUCGAGAUACUUUGUCGUUCGAAAUGCAAUGCGCGUCAUCGCUUUGCGCCCGCAGGGGCGUCCUCGUUGCCGAUAUCGCGUUAACGCUAAAGCUACAUUGCCAUUCCCGAGUUCGUGUUAUCGCGGCUGAUUUAAUAUCGAGUGGCCUUAAAUCUCAGAUCGUUCGUUGCAUUUAAUGGCUGUGACUUCUAGGGACCAAGACUGCGUAACCGUUGCAACCGCGUCGAGGCGGGCCGGAUUCGAGUGAAAGUCUAUGCUCCGCGCUACUUCAAGUAUUUCCUCCUUAUUUUUCUCGACCUAGAACUUCACUCGAGUCGCGCAUCUGCGACUUCUACCUUCGAGUGUGGGUCCAUAAUGGAAGACCAACGUUAGAGACAGACGGAUAUACAUGUAUAUAUAUCAACUUCUAGUUUGUUCAUAUACCUUCGAGAAUAAGUGUACAAAGGUGUUGUAAAAGAAAAAGAGUGCAAAGUAUACGUGUAUAUACGAGAUAUAUUUUAUAACCGCCGAGAGAG